Molecule: messenger RNA, 3120 nt
Organism: Oncorhynchus masou masou (cherry salmon)
Lineage: Eukaryota; Metazoa; Chordata; Actinopteri; Salmoniformes; Salmonidae
Product: nuclear transcription factor Y subunit alpha-like
Exons: 9
Coding region: 664-1740 (358 amino acids)
Biological process (GO): regulation of transcription by RNA polymerase II
Cellular component (GO): CCAAT-binding factor complex
Molecular function (GO): DNA binding; DNA-binding transcription factor activity, RNA polymerase II-specific
Source: RefSeq, a predicted model, not a curated record
AUUUCAGUAUGAUUGUAGUAUAACAUAAUCCUUGUUAUAUAAUCGAGACAGAUUUGCAUGCUAAAUGCAACGUUAGCUUGGAAUAAAUCCUAUAAAUAAUGUGAUUUUUUGUUGUUGUUGUAACUAGCUAAUGUUAUACGCAAAUAUUUAUACAUUUUCAACACGCUUCCGUUCUUUAUGUGAACAUUUAACUUGCUAGCUAAGCUAACUAGCUAGUCAACUAUCCAGCUAGCUCGUUACCUAAUGUAAUACCUGUGCAUUGUCUCAAGCUAGCUAACGUUAGCUGUGUAGCGAGCAACCGUAAAGCUAGCGAACAACAAAGAAAACAAAGCACACACUUCAAGAUGUCCUUCAACAAAUCUAACGUUAGCUAGCAUUUGUAUUCAUUUGCUGCAUGAUGUACCAUGUAGCCCAUUUUGUUAAUUUCAAGAAAUAUUGUCCAAAUCCAAUUUUAUUGGUCACAUACAAAUAUUUAGCAGAUGUUAUUGCGGUUGUAGCGAAAUGUUUGUACUCAAAUACUCAAACGGAGUGAUAUCCGAUGAUGUACCCGCCUCAGCUGAAUCUUUAAAUUAGGCUAAAAUCCUGGGGAACAAGAACCGGAAAACACAUGAACGCUUGUGUUCCACAUGUCUGCUGAAAUGGAAGGACUGUGACUAACUGACCAUGGAGUACACCACCUCAACAGGGGAGCAGAUAGUCGUGCAGACGUCCAAUGGCCAGAUCCAACAACAGGUCCAAGGCCAGCCCCUGGUGGUGCAGGUGAGCGGAGGGCAGCUGAUCACAUCGUCAGGGCAACCCAUCAUGGUGCAGGCUAUGGGGGGAGGACAGGGACAGACCAUCAUGCAGGUGCCUGUGUCUGGAGGACAGGGACUACAACAGAUCCAGCUACAGGGUGGACAGCAGAUCCAGCUGCAGAACGGUCAGACGAUCCAUCUAGGGGGACAACAGAUCCAGCUGCAGGGUGGACAGAUGUUACAGCUCGGGGGACAGCAGGGUCAACCCCAACAGAUCAUCAUCCAACAGCCACAACAAGCCAUCACAGCCGGACAGAACCAGGGCCAGCAGAUUCAGUUGCAACAGGGCCAGCAGAUUCAGUUGCAACAGGGCCAGCAGAUUCAGUUGCAACAGGGCCAGCAGAUUCAGUUGCAACAGGGCCAGCAGCUGGCACAGACGGCUGACGGACAGACCAUCGUCUACCAGCCAGUCAACGCAGAUGGCACCGUCCUGCAACAGGGAAUGAUCACCAUCCCAGCAGGCAGCCUGGCGGGGGCCCAGAUGGUACAGACAGGGGGUGCCAACACCACCACUACCAACAGUGGACAGCAGGGCACCGUGACCGUCACCCUGCCAGUCUCAGGCAACAUGAUGAACGCUGGUGGCAUGGUCAUGAUGAUGCCUAGUGGAGGUGCAGUGCCUGCUAUGCAGCGUAUCCCUCUACCCGGGGCUGAGAUGUUAGAGGAGGAACCUCUGUACGUCAACGCUAAACAGUACCAUCGCAUCCUGAAGAGAAGACAGGCCCGCGCCAAGCUGGAGGCAGAGGGCAAGAUCCCCAAGGAGAGGAGGAAAUAUCUGCACGAGUCCCGUCACCGCCACGCCAUGCAGCGCAAGAGGGGAGACGGAGGACGCUUCUUCUCUCCCAAGGAGAGGGAGGAGAUGGCCCUGGCUCUGGCCCAGCAACAGGCAGAGCUGGCUGCCCAGGCAGGAGAAGAGUCUGUAGCUCAGAUGGUCCGUGUUUCAUAGCAUUCCACACCCCGACAAUGUCUUCCUCCGUAUAUACACAUCUCGCUGGGCUUGGCCGAUAAACCGUGUACCGGGGUGUUUCCAAAUACCGGCAAUAUGAUUUUCAAUACCGUUUAAAAAUAUAUAUAUAAUAAUAUUUUUGUUUUGGGGGUGCAUGCUACAGCACUGCAUAGAAAUCUAAAAUGUGUCAAAUAAAUGAUAUCCUGUUCAGGACUCCAGCUAUGCAUUUGGUUUGAUAACUUGCUCGCUAAGUGGCUAGAUGUCAAGAUCAAGCUUCUUGGUUACUGCAAAGACAGUCAAUCCCAUCCUGGAUCAAGAACACUCAACCCUCUUGCCUAAAUUGUUUAUUGCGUAAUUAUAUAUAUAUAUAUAUAUAUAUAUAAUAAAAUAUUAUCAUUUUAAUAGCACCCAUUAUGUGCAUUUCCAAUAAUACCCAGUAUGGUACAGAAACGGUGUGACAUUAUGAAAAUCUUGAUACCGCCCAACCUUACCCCUCGCCCAUAUAAGGCUCUGCCUGUAUUCUAUGACUGAGAUUUUUCCAUGAUCGCCCAUAUAAGGAUCUGCCUGUAUUCUAUGACAGAUUUCUCCAUGAUCGCCCAUAUAAGGCUCUGCCUGUAUUCUAUAACUGGGAUUUCUCCAUGAAGGGUCACUAUGAAUGAACUUCAACCCUUGACCUUUUACUGGAACUGUUGUGCUGUGUCCUGGAAACCAAUACUAAGGUUACCCUGGUUACCCUGGUCGAUGACUUCAUGUUUUUGCUAAAGCAGGUCAUAACUGAUGGUAGUUUAGUUGCAGAAUACAUUUCGUUGGUCUUAUUUUUUGUGUGUGUAUUUUACUGAAGCAAAGACUGUUUACAAAUUCAGCUGUCAGGGUCAAAAAAAUUAUGGUAGUUAUGCAUCUUGUUUGUUGAAACAGGCAACAUUAUAGAAGCCUUGGUCCAUAGGGAUUCUCAAGUCAGAUAUUGACAGACUAAAUGAAAAUGGAUAUUCGUUAAGAAUGUUUUUGGAAGCACUUCUCAUAGAAAAACAGAGGAGAAUUGGAAUUUCACUUCCUGAAUUGAAAUGGAAUUGACCCCAACACUACUUUUCAGAAGGGUUUUCAAUAUCCAGUCCCCGGUUCUUUGUACAGGGAAUGUAUUUUAUACAACCGUCGUGAUAAAAACUAGAUGUUUGUUGUGAGAUAGACAGCACAUGUAUGUUUCAUUGAUGUCUGACUAUCCAUGUACUUUGUCUGUUUAACUCUACGUGGAUCUUUAUUUGAAAAGUACAUUUUAUAUUCUUCUGAUUCUGAAGGACCAUACAUUUAUUUUUUGUGGUUUACAACAUUGUUUGACUGUGAACUCUUGUGUAUUAAUCUGUUAAUUAAAUUGUAUUAGGUUCA